UCAAACCCUUGAAAGCAUCAACUGAGGUUAGCAAUUUUUAAAUACCUUCAAAUGAGUUCAAUGAAAAAGUUAUCGUUUGGAAAACUCAAAGCAUAGCAAUUUUGUAAUGUUUAUAGUGCAAGUAGUUGUCGGCGUUUGAUACAAUUAAUUCCACGGAAAAUAUAAUGCCUCCUAAGUUAAAAUUUGCAGAAGGGGAAAAAGUGCUGUGUUUUCAUGGACCCCUUAUUUAUGAAGCCAAAUGUUUAAAGUCGACAAUAACCAAAGAAAAACAAGUUAAAUAUUUUAUUCAUUACGCUGGAUGGAAUAAAAAUUGGGACGAAUGGGUCCCGGAAAGCAGGGUAUUGAAAUACAAUGAGGCUAACGUCGCUAGACAGAAAGAAGUUCAAAAAGCUCACUCGGCACAACCCAGUAAGUCUAAAAAGAACACGAAAAAAACCAGCAGCACAAAAGCUGAUUCCGUUAAAGAUGGUGAUUCCAGGGCUAGCACUCCCGUUGCUGAAAUGGGCAAAGGGACAAAGAAAAAAGAGGUUAGCACCCCGUCAAGCGGUCAGGAUUCCAGUUCUGACGUGCCAAGAAAAAAAAGAGGUAGAGUCGAUCCGUCGGUUGAAGCAGAAGAACAGUUUCUAAGUAAAGUGGAAAUCAAAGUAAAAAUACCAGACGAGCUUAAGCCUUGGUUAGUGGACGACUGGGAUGUGAUCACGAGGCAGAGAAAGCUGUUGAAUUUACCAGCCAAAGUAACAGUAGACCAAAUUUUGGAUAACUAUCUGACGUACAAAAAAUCGAUCAAAUCGAACAACUCCAGCAAAGAGUCGGCCACCAUAGAGAUAGUAAAAGGUAUCAAAGAGUAUUUUAAUGUGAUGCUGGGCACGCAGCUGCUGUACAAAUUCGAGAGACCCCAGUACGCCGAGAUCCUCCAGACCUACCAGGACAAGCCCAUGUCCGAGAUCUACGGCGCCAUCCACUUACUACGCUUAUUCGUCAAACUAGGUGCCAUGCUCGCUUAUACCCCGCUCGACGAGCGCAGCAUCCAGCUGUUGCUGCAGAACAUCCAGGACUUCCUGAAGUACCUCAUCAAGAACAGCGCACAGCUGUUCAACUUGCAGGACUACGGCAACGCCCCGCCGGAGUACCACAGGAAAGCCCUGUGAUACAAGGAGGACCUAGACUGGGACAGCUGCGAUUGAGGCAGCCAUCGUCGCCAUUUUUUUUAAGGUUUUCAUUUUUUUGUGUGAGUUUGUGUUGUUCAGUGAGGGUUUCGAGUUUGCCUAACGUUUAUGUUUUGUCGUAGGGAAUAAUUGACGUUACUGAUUCUCUCAUUUAUAUAUUUCUAGAUGGAUAAACAGUCGGUAUAGGGAUGUAAGUACCAGAUACCAAUCCCCUAAAAAAAAUCCCAAGUCACCCUUGUUUAUAGUAUAAAUAGAGGUGACAGGAAUUUUUUUGUUGUUGCUGUCUUGACGUUCACUUUACAUAUUCCAACGAAGUAAACAGUGAUCAAGCACGUAACUGCAAAACUAUUGGUCAAAAUUAAUUAUGUCACUCGAAAUCAUGGAAAUUUUAAGAUGCAAGUCGUGGGAGAAAAAGUUGCAGUCAGACCGAAAAUUUAAUUAUAUUCGCUUUUUUAAUAUAGGACUGUACUUAAAAGUUUUUUCAACAACACUCUUGAUGAUUGCUAAAAGAUACCUAAAACAAAUGAGCAAACACUUUAAAAUUAUUUAUUUUAAAAUACCUGCUUAUAUUUAAAAAAUGAAGUCAUGUUGAAUCAAAAACGAAACGUCACACAAAAACUGUUAUGUAUUGGGGGUUUUAAAAAUUUGAUAAAGCCUCUUGUUUUAGUUCUUUCUGCGUAUCUAAAAAGAAUUUAAAAAUUAUUACUAGUAUUUGCACCAGUCCUUCGAUGGUCAUUGCAUUCGCUAAUCAAGGUCAACGAAAAUCACUUUCUUCAAUGUCGACAACGGAGUGAAAUAGCUGGUCUAUAUAAACUCUAGUAACUGCGGUUACAAAAUGAUCGGGUUGUUUAGGUGUCGUCCACUGAAACGAUACAUCGGUAAUUUAAGUUUUACCUAAAUUAAUGCAAUAAAUGAUAACAAUCAUGACGAUCCUUUCAAUGUUGAAUAUUUUAGACGAUUCGAAUAUUAUCAAGUAAAAUUUUGUUUCUGACGCUAGAAUUUUCGAAAAAUCAAAAAUAAGCGUUACUCGAAAACCCUCGCCUUCUGAUUUAUGUGCAUUAUCCGCAUUUAGAUUAGGUACAUUUUAUAGUUGAGGACAUAUUUUUAAAGCAUCGUUAAAAAGUAAUUGUAUUAAUAUUUUCAGUUCGCGCUAGAGGUAUGUAAUAUGACUGUAUGAUGUAAAUAUAUUAACCCCUAAUCUUAAAGACAUUACUUAAAAUUGAUACCUGUACGUAUUAGCGAUUUUUGGACUGUUUCACUUUAUUUAUAAGGAUUAUUUUCGGCGUAAAGAUCAAAGAUCUAGAUUUAAGCUUGAUUUAAUUGUCUUAAUAAAGAUAUUGUUUUUUACAA
Molecule: messenger RNA, 2516 nt
Organism: Anoplophora glabripennis (Asian longhorned beetle)
Lineage: Eukaryota; Metazoa; Arthropoda; Insecta; Coleoptera; Cerambycidae
Gene: MRG15
Product: mortality factor 4-like protein 1
Exons: 5
Coding region: 165-1148 (327 amino acids)
Biological process (GO): regulation of DNA-templated transcription; chromatin organization
Cellular component (GO): NuA4 histone acetyltransferase complex; nucleus
Source: RefSeq, a predicted model, not a curated record